AUGUUUGGAGUUUACAUUGAGAGUAACAAUGUUAGUAGCAAGGGUGGGAUGUACAAAGUUGGUAAAGUGUGGAAAAAUCCGAGUUUGCUACUUACUGGUGGUAGUACCAGUCAAUCAUUUACUCAGUCUGAUGUUGGAACAUCCUAUUUAACUGGUUCACAGAAACAAUGCUUUGAUGUUCUUUAUCUACAGGACUCGAUUUUACAGUUGGAGAGUCAACCAAACGAAGACAACAUGAUAAAGCUAAAGGAAAGCAACCUCAGGGUUCUAAGCGAUUUCGAGGCAAUGAAACAAAUUGAUAACAGAGUUUUAAUAACAGAGGAGGGUGAAGAUUAUAGUGAUCAGAGUUAUGAUGUGAGUAGUGAAGAUGGUGAUUCAUUUGAAGUAUUAUCUGAUAACCCUGAGGUACAAACAUCGAAUCCAAGUCCUAUCACAGAUGAACAAAGGUCUAGGAUUUUGACUAUGGCUGAUAUAUUUCGGAACAUGUUUGAGGGUGGUUCAUCAUCAUCUACUACACCUCUGCAAACACCAAAGAGUACAGAGUAUUUAGAUGAGGGUGAUCCUACUUGCAUAUGUGAGUACUGUGGUGCGAAAAUGUGGUAUGGUGAACGUAUUGAAAAGAAGAGAAAGUCCAAGAAACCAAAAUUUUCUUUGUGUUGUGGACUAGGUCAAGUUCAGUUGCCAUUACUAAAGGAAUCACCAGAGAUCUUGAAAAGAUUGCUACAUGGUGAUGAUGAUAUCAGCAGCUAUUUUCGAGAAAAUAUCAGGCAACUUAAUAUGGUUUUCUCUUUUACAUCUCUUGGGGGUAAAGUUGAUAGAUGUGUUCCUCAAGGACGAGGACCAAAAAUGUUUCAACUUCAAGGAGAAAACUAUCAUUUGAUGGGCAGUUUAAAGCCACAAGCUGGAGAAGAGCCCAAGUUUUCUCAACUCUACAUUGUUGACACAGAAAUCGAAAUUGAUAAAAGAGCUUCCAUUAUAGGGAAAUACAAGAAAAAGGCUGAUAAAGCUAAAAAAGAGAGUCUGAGAAAGAAAGUCAUUGAGAUGAUAGUUCAGAUGCUAAACCAAGUUAACCCAUAUGUACAUCAGUUUCGUUCAGCAAGAGAUCGAUUCAAUACCAACUCUGGUGCUACAUUUCAUAUGAGGAUUGUUAGCUCUCGAGAAAAAGAUGGAAGGACAUAUGAUACUCCUACUGCAUCUGAAGUUGCUGCACUAAUUCCUGGGGAUUUCAAUUUGGAAAUGGAUAAAAGAGAUAUUGUUCUACAAGAGAAGCAAACAGGAUGGCUUAAACGGAUAAGUGAAAUACAUCCUUCCUACCUAGCACUACAGUAUCCUCUUAUCUUUGCAUAUGGCGAAGAUGGGUUCAGGCUUGGGAUUGAAAAAAGAGCUACAGAAGCUACUGCUAAACUGAAGAGGAAAAAUAUCAGUAUGAGACAGUGGUAUGCAUAUCGGAUUAUGGAAAGAGAUGGGGAAUCUCAUACACUUCUACACUCUAAAAGGCUAUUCCAACAGUUUCUGGUAGAUGGUUAUACAACCAUAGAAGCAAAUCGGUUGUCCUAUUUGAGGAUGAACCAGAAAAGCCUUAGAUCAGACAGCUAUGCUUCUAUUCAGCAGUCUGAAAACAAUGGGGAUAACGAUAUGCACGAGCAAGGAAGCCGCUUUUUGUUACCAGCCACAUUUGUUGGAGGACCAAGAUACAUGAAGAAUUUGUAUUUGGAUGCAAUGGCCAUAUGCAAAUACUAUGGAUUUCCAGAUCUUUUUAUAACUUUCACAUGCAACCCUAAAUGGCCUGAAAUCACUAGGUAUGUUCAACCACGCAAGCUCACUCCUGACAACAGACCAGAAAUCCUUUGCAGGAUUUUUAAGGUUAAACUAGAUCGGCUAAUGAGCGAUUUAACUGAAAAAAAUCUACUUGGAAAGACUGUCGCAUCGAUGUACACAGUUGAAUUUCAGAAACGUGGUCUGCCUCAUGCUCAUAUUCUGCUGUUCAUGCAUCCUAAAUAUAAAUUUCCUAAAACAGAAGACAUUGACAAGAUCAUCUCAGCAGAAAUACCAGAUAAGGAUAAGGAACCAGAGCUGUUUGAUGUGGUGAAGGAUAUGAUGAUUCAUGGUCCUUGUGGGGCAGUUAACAUGAACUCGCCAUGCAUGGAGAAUGGUAAAUGUUCAAAGCUCUAUCCUAAAGAUUUUGUGGACAAAACUUCUGUGAACAGAGAAG
This is a messenger RNA of Raphanus sativus (radish), 2212 nucleotides long. RefSeq lists its product as uncharacterized. The record is from RefSeq and is a predicted model, not a curated record. NCBI's taxonomy places the organism in Eukaryota, Viridiplantae, Streptophyta, Magnoliopsida, Brassicales, Brassicaceae. The transcript has 7 exons. The annotation marks the transcript as partial.